CGCGGCUCCCUCAGAGCCCCUGAGGUAAUACCAUGGACGCUAGCUACGAGGCCUGCGCGGAGGCCGCGGCCUGGCUCCGGGCCCGGCUGAAGCAGGCGCCGGUUGUGGGGCUCGUGUGCGGCUCCGGCCUCGGGGCCCUGGCCCAGGAGCUGCAGCAGCCGCAGAGCUUCGACUAUGGGGACAUCCCUCACUUCCCUCGGAGCACCGUCCAGGGCCAUGCCGGGCGCCUGCUGGUGGGGACCUUGGGGGGCUGCCCCUGUGCAGUGAUGCAGGGACGCUUCCACCUCUAUGAGGGCUACAGCCCUGCCCAGGUGGCGCUGCCCGUCCGCACCCUGGCCCUGCUGGGCGCUCACACUGUGGUCCUGACCAACGCUGCCGGCAGCCUCCGGGAGGGGCUGGACCCCGGGGACCUGCUGGUGAUCAGGGACCACAUUGACCUGCCUGGGCUGGCAGGGAGGAGCCCGUUGGUGGGAGCCAAUGACAGCAGGUUCGGGCCUCGCUUCCCCGUCAUGGCCGGCGCCUAUGACCCCGCCCUCCGGCGCCUCGCUCUGGCGCUGGCCCCGCCCCCCUUGCGCGCACGCGCAGGAGUCUACUGCGGGGUGGGGGGGCCGAGCUACGAGACCCCCGCGGAGUGCGCGCUACUGCGCAUGCUCGGGGGGGACGCCGUGGGCAUGAGCACAGUGGCAGAGGCAGCAGCCGCUCGCCACUGCGGCCUGCGGGUCCUGGGCCUCUCCCUCAUCACCAACGCGGCCGCCAGCCAUGAGGAGGAGGAGGAGGAAGGCCCCGAACACGCUAAGGACAUGGAACAUGCUAAGGAACAUGCUAAGGAACAUGCUAAGGAACAUGCUAAGGACACAGAACAUGCUAAGGACAAGGCCCAUCAGGAGGUGCUGGAUGCAGCCCAGGCCGGAGCCAGGCUCCUGGCCCAGCUGCUGUUAGCGCUGGCACCGCGACUGCAACACGUGUAGGACACGCUAAUGACAUGCUAAUGACAUGCUAAGGACACGCUAUAGGGCUCAGGGGGGUCUAUCCUGUGGUAUUCCUAUGGAGAUUCCAUGUUAUUCCCAUGUAGUUUGUGGGGGUCAAUGGGUUUGGGUCCUGUGUUGUUCCUAUGUAGACCCCAUGUAAUUCCCAUGUAGAUCCCAUGUAAUUCCCAUGUAGAUCCCAUGUGAUUCCCAUGUAGAUCCCAUGUGAUUACCAUGUAGUUGAUGGGGCUUAAUGCUUUGGAUCCUAUGUUAUUCCCAUGUAGAUCCAUGUAGUUGAUGGGGCUCAAUGGUGUCGAUCCUGUGUUAUUCCCAUGUAGAUCCAUGUUAAUCCCAUGUAGAUCCUAUGACAUUCCCAUGUAGUUGAUGGGGCUUAAUGGUUUCAAUCCCAUGUUAUUCCCAUGUUGAUUCCAUGUAGUUGAUGGGCUCAAUGCUGUC
Messenger RNA from Melopsittacus undulatus (budgerigar), 1421 nucleotides. RefSeq names its product purine nucleoside phosphorylase (gene PNP). Gene Ontology annotation, cellular component: cytoplasm. Lineage: Eukaryota; Metazoa; Chordata; Aves; Psittaciformes; Psittaculidae. The coding region runs from base 33 to 968 and encodes 311 amino acids. The record is from RefSeq and is a predicted model, not a curated record. Gene Ontology annotation, molecular function: purine-nucleoside phosphorylase activity. Gene Ontology annotation, biological process: nucleoside metabolic process. The transcript is spliced from 6 exons.